This is a messenger RNA of Oreochromis niloticus (Nile tilapia), 2087 nucleotides long. It is a transcript of the gene prmt2, whose product is annotated as protein arginine methyltransferase 2. The record is from RefSeq and is a predicted model, not a curated record. Gene Ontology annotation, biological process: peptidyl-arginine methylation, to asymmetrical-dimethyl arginine; chromatin remodeling. Lineage: Eukaryota; Metazoa; Chordata; Actinopteri; Cichliformes; Cichlidae. Gene Ontology annotation, molecular function: protein binding; protein-arginine N-methyltransferase activity; histone methyltransferase activity. The transcript is spliced from 9 exons. Bases 151 to 1413 code for a protein of 420 amino acids. Gene Ontology annotation, cellular component: nucleus.
CUGCGGUGCGCGCUGUAGCCGAAAGUAGGAGUUUCGCCGCUCGAUUCACUCUGGUACACACAGUGGGGUUUUUUUGUAGUUGCUCUGCACGUGAAAUGAUUUGGCUUAUUUGUUAGAGAAAAACAAACAGCGAAAGUGUCAAAAGCAAAUAUGCAGACGGAGAAGGAGGACGAGGAUGAUGCGUCCUGUGAGGAGUAUGUUGCCCGGUCAGAUUUCACUGGAAGUGGCACCGAUCAGCUUAGUUUCAGCAGAGGGGACAGACUGCUUGUACACGCCAAGCCCUCCUCAGAGUGGUGGUGGGCAGAGCUGCAGGGGGUCAUAGGUUAUGUCCCUGCCGGCUACCUGAGCCAGGAUGCUGCAGGGGAGGAGGAGGAGGACCCCUCAAUAGAAGACCCGUGGCAAGAUGAAGAAUACUUUGGCAAUUAUGGAACGCUGAGGCUUCACCUGGAGAUGCUGUCAGACAAGAGCCGCACUGAGGCGUAUCGGCAGGUGAUUCUCAGCAACAGUGCUUCUCUCAGCAGCAAGAGGGUGAUGGACCUCGGCUGUGGGACUGGCAUCAUCAGUUUGUUCUGCGCUCAGUUGGCACGCCCCUCAAUGGUGUAUGCUGUGGAGGCGAGCUCAAUGGCAGAGUACACCAGACAGCUGGUGAAGCAGAACGGCUGUGAUGAGGUGGUCACGGUGCUCCAGGGGCGGGCUGAGGAGAUCGAGUUGCCUGAGCAGGUGGACGUCCUGGUUUCUGAGUGGAUGGGUAACUGCCUUCUGUUUGAGUUCAUGGUGGAGUCAGUUCUGCUGGCCAGGGACCGCUGGCUUAGAGAUGGUGGCACGAUGUGGCCCUCCUCUGCGGCCCUCACCUUGGUGCCAUGUCAGGCCGACAGCUAUUACGCAGAGAAAAUGGCCUUCUGGGAGCGGCCAUACGGCCUCGACUUCACUCCUCUUCAGCCUUUGGCACAGCAGGAGUUCUUCACCAAGCCCAAGUUCAGCCACAUCAUUGAUCCAUGUGACUGCCUCGCUGCUCCCUGUGAUGUCAUCUCCCUCGACAUGUACACUUUACAAGUGGGAGACCUCGAGCAAAUGAAGGGUCAGUUUCAUUUUUGUGUGGAGAAGUCUGCAGUUUUCCAUGGAUUCACCGCCUGGUUCACUGUUUGCUUCAAGAGCCUGGAAGCAGGAGGUGCAACCGUGGAGCUAAACACUGGCCCCAACUCUGGGCCAACACACUGGAAACAGACAUUGUUCAUGCUAGACAGGCCAGUAAGUGUAUGCGCAGGAGACUCGAUCAGUGGAACCAUUGUCCUCCAGAGAAAUCCUGUCUGGAGGCGCCACAUGACCGUUACCCUGCACUGGACCAUUAAAGGGAGCACAGACAAUCCAGACAACGCCCAGGCUGGAACAAAGAGUUUCCCCAUGUGGAGGUGACACAUAUUCGCUCAUCACCGUUGGAGAUCUAAAAUAGAAAAACAGUCUAAUAAAAUUAAACUGCUCGGCUGUGAGACUGCUGCUGAAGCGGACUGGUGUGUUGCUCACAUGUUGCAAUGAAUGUGCCAGAGGAAUGCCUGCUAUCAUAGUGAUGAGCCUGAUUGCUGCAAUCACAGGUGAUGACACCCUAAGAGCACGUUUACUGCCCAUUUUUAUUGAAGGGCAAAAGUACUUUACAUAAAGCAGCGCUGUGUCGCACAGCUGGAACAUCAGUUGUUUUUCUGUUUACUGAGGUGCAAAAAAAAGACAAGAUUGAGUCACACUAUGUUACUUUUCAUCAAAUGGCAUAUUGUUUUACAAUAAGCAUUUAACUUACAUUUUUUAUUGGUUGUACAUACAUGCCACUAGGCUUUUAUGCAUUUAGAAGAACAGAUUAACGAAAACCAUACAUUACAAUGGUUUGAGAUAUGACCUUUUUUUCAUUUUAACAUUGUAAGAUCAGAACAAUGUACGCCUUUGAAAUGUUACAAACAUUAGCCUAAAAGAUACCUCAAUAAAAAUAUUAUAGUGCUUAAAGAUAACUGCUCACAAUGGAAAUCACCAUCUUAAAAUAACAAUUAGUGAACUCACAUUGAUAUAAAUUAAAUAAAAAUUGGAACUGUUUCAACUAUCAA